GCGCACGACGUGCGCGCGCCCUCUCCCUCGUCCACCGCUGCCGCCUCCUUCUUCUGCCGCUCCUGGAGCUGCUUGUGUGCUCGUUCGGUGCGGACCUGGUACCUCUUUUGUGAAGCGGCAGCUGAGGAGACUCCGGCGCUCGCCAUGGCCGACGAAAAGCCCAAGGAAGGAGUCAAGACUGAGAACAACGAUCAUAUUAACUUGAAGGUGGCGGGGCAGGAUGGUUCUGUGGUGCAGUUUAAGAUUAAGAGGCAUACACCACUUAGUAAACUAAUGAAAGCAUAUUGUGAACGACAGGGUUUGUCGAUGAGGCAGAUCAGAUUCCGAUUUGACGGGCAGCCAAUUAAUGAAACAGACACACCUGCACAGGUUUGUUUAAAUUGUUAAGCCUGUCCUUGCUUGAAUUUGUGAACUUUCUACCUCCUGCCUCUGCUUCCCCAAUACAAUCCUUGGGAUUAUAGGCAAGUAGCCACCACACCCAACUAGAAGAACUAGAGUUAAGAAUAUUUUAAUAUUUAAUAUUACCUCUACUUUUAGUCUAUUUGUAUCUACUUAGAACGAGCUUCCUUUCUUGUCUUAAGGUAUCCAAGGGUACUAUUUUAUUUUAAAAAAUAUCACUAUUUAGCUGGGUGCUGUGGUGUUUUCCUGUAAUCCCAGAAAGUCCUAAUGCUGAGGCAGGAGGGUCACAAGUUCUGGGCCAACCUGAACAAUUUAGUUAGACCCUGCCUCAAAAAUUUAAAAAAGGGCUGGGGAGGUAGAGCACCCCUGGUUUCAGUCCCCAGUUCUGAGGGGCAGGGUGAUCAGUUUUUAGAAGGAAUGGUUUAAAAGUUAAUUUGCAGCAUAGUAAACAAUUAAAAAGCUGCUUGACUUUACAGUGUUUCAAUAUGUGCUAAGACCUUCCUAUCACCAUGGUUGUUUUACAGAUAGUGUGUGAAUAGUAAAUCUUGGUAACUAAAUUUUUGAAUAUAAUUUGGAAUUUUAAAUUGUUUUUUCUAUAUAAAUAAAUUUGCAUGAUAAAGUGAACUCUUAUUGCCUAUUAUCUACACUCAUUUUUAUAAACUCAUAAAAACAAUCUAAUCAUACUAUAAGCUAUUAAUCUGCUUAGUUUUUAAAUUUUAUUUUUAGUCUUAUCUUUGGGAUAUAAAUGUAUCAUGUUUUAUUUCUUUGAGUUUCUAUUGACAAGUUAUUCCCCAUCUUUUCUGAUCUAAAUAUUGCAGUAAGGUCCAGUGGACAUAUCUAGCUUUUUUAACUUAAAAACGAAGAUUUCUGUGACAUUCAUUUAAAAAGGAGGCCAAGUGAAAAAUUACUUAAAUCAAAUUUGAUGCCUGAUUAAUCCAUGACAUCUAAAUUAAUCAGUGGUCUUAAAUUUGUUUUUCUGUUUU
Marmota monax (woodchuck) is the source of this 1382-nucleotide messenger RNA. It is a transcript of the gene Sumo2, whose product is annotated as small ubiquitin like modifier 2. The record is from RefSeq and is a predicted model, not a curated record. Gene Ontology annotation, biological process: protein sumoylation. Lineage: Eukaryota; Metazoa; Chordata; Mammalia; Rodentia; Sciuridae. Gene Ontology annotation, cellular component: nucleus. Bases 145 to 387 code for a protein of 80 amino acids. The transcript has 4 exons. Gene Ontology annotation, molecular function: protein tag activity; ubiquitin-like protein ligase binding.